GUCGUCACGUGACUGUUCAGGGUUAUCCCCGUUGCUUUGCGCAAGUAUUUAUACCAAUUCAAUUGAAGACAAAUUGUAAAUACCUUGAACGACACAUAACCUGUGUCUAGUAUUAUACUAUUCUUUCUCAACAUGGGAUUGAUAGUAAUUUGGUCGAUUUUAGUGAGUUUCGCUUUAUAUGGUGGUGUAACAUGCCUUCAGAAUGAUGUAACUUUGGGACACGGGCUCGGAGCGGAACUUCAGCAAGUCAGGUCCCCGAUGUUCUCCGAGCACAUUUCUGCGAUGAGACGGUCGGCUGCGCAGAACUGCCCAUGCACCGACCCAUCACUGUGCGACACCAUCAAAACAACAAGAUCGAAAGAGAUUUUUCUGUUCUCUGUGUCACCUAAUAAUUGGCAAGACUAUGAUUGGGAUCAUAUUACAACCAUCACUAUGUUUGGUUACUACGACCCAAAGCUCAUGUGCUUCGCUCACUCCAAGGGGGUUCGAGUGGUUGAUCUGGGUGGAUUUGGGGCUGAUCUGCUGACCAAUGACACGGCCCGGAUGGAAUGGGUCAUGUCAAAGGUCGAGUUUGCAAUCAUCAAUCACCUGGACGGUAUCAAUCUGGACAUUGAGUUCGCGCUGACCAAAGAAGAAGCUCCGCUACUGACUAGUUUUGUCCAGAUGACUACCGAGGUUUUCAAGCAAUCCAUCCCAUAUUCUCAGGUGACCUUUGAUGUUGCCUGGUCACCUGACUGUAUCGACCUUCGUUGCUAUGACCACAAGGCCAUCGCCGACACCGUUGACUUUGUCUUCGUCAUGUCAUACGAUGAACAGAGUCAAAUCUUUGGAGACUGUAUAGCAAAAGCCAACUCGCCAUAUGAACAAACAGCACAAGGUGUUGAAGCAUUCCUCAAGCUUGGUAUACCUGCCAAGAAACUUGUCCUGGGAGUACCCUGGUAUGGAUACAACUACAAAUGCUUGACCGUGUCUGAGACCGACGUAUGCACCAUUCCUGAGGUGCCGUUCCGUGGCGUGAACUGCAGUGAUGCGGCGGGUAAUCAGAAGAGCUUUGUCAACGUCAUGAAACUCCUGGUGUUGAACUCUACGACGGGCAGAAAAUGGAAUGCAACUUACAAAGCGCCUUAUUUUGAUUACAAGAAUUCUGAAACGGGUGAGGCGUAUCAAGUGUGGUAUGACGAUACUCAGAGCCUACAGCUCCGCUACGACUAUGCCAAGAAGAUGGGUCUUUACGGAGUAGGGCCCUGGAACGCUGACCUCUUGGACUACGGCAAUGACCCUAUUGGUAGGAACCAGACCGACGCUAUGUGGGCUGCUAUGGCUACCUUUCUCAAUCCAUAGAAUCUUCAGCUAUGUUAUGACUACGGACCUCUUAGACUACGGCAAUGACCCUAUCGGUAGGAACCUGACCAAUGCUAUGUGGGCAGCAAUGGCUAGUUUUCUUGGUCCAUAGAAUCUUCAGCUAUGUCAUGAAUAUUCCAAGAGAAGUAAAAUAGAACUGUAUGGAGUAGUGGAGUAGGACUAAUGUUGACCUCUUGGGGCCCAACAGAUUGGCAGACAGUUCGUGAGACAGACAACAUGGGACCCCCCCAGAAAAGUUGUCAGAAGGCUUAAUGUUCCAUCCUAUAUUUCCAUCAAAGCAGUACCAAAAUUGAACAUUAAAGGAAUCCUCACCCCAAAGAAUAAGUGCAGGUUUGCUGAAAGAUGAGAUGUAUUUCUGCCUUAUUGAUAUACAAUAUUCAAUUCAAUUCAAUUAAUUCAAAUCAAUUCAAUUUCUUACGAUAAUGUAGAACAGAUACAUGUAUAUAUAAAUAAAGAUAUUCUUGGCAUGAUUUAAUGCCUUUUAGCAUGACAUGGGCGCAGCCAUUUUCAUGAUAAUGUGACGUACGAGGUGAACUUGAGCAUGAGGUAUCAUGCACCAAGCUCUAGUUGGAAAGACUUUUUAGUUCAAUAACAAAACCUUUUCUUUUCAAUGAGGGAAAAAAUCAAAGUAUAGAAGGUAAAAUUCUAUUUGAUGAAAAAUAUAUAAACAGGGAAACAUUUUUGAAAACUUUGUAAACAUUUUUUUCAAGCUGGAUAUUACAUGUAGCUUGAAAAGCAUGAAAUAAUGGGAGGAAAUUAGGGGACUGAAUUUAAUAUUACAUCAUUUUGCUGUAAAUUUGCGCUUCCAUGCUUUGAAAAAGCAAAAUAUUGUUGAUGUUACAUGUUAAUCUUUUUGUAUUUUUUUACUCAGAAGAAAAAGUACUGUGCAAUUGAACUUCAAGAUGAAUCUUAAAUGUAGACUAAUAAAGAACUAGUAAGAAUUAUUGAACAUGAACUCUAAUCAUGUCUUUGUCUUCUUAAAUACCAAUGCUAAUUCUAAUUUCUCCAAGAGAAUUCUCCUGUUCAUGUGGCUUUUCUGAAAUAUUAUAUUUGUAUGGAAUAGACAGAUCAUCAUGUUUUGUAAAAGAUUCAUGUAUGAUAAUAACAUUUUCAUAAAAAUGUU
This is a messenger RNA of Strongylocentrotus purpuratus (purple sea urchin), 2485 nucleotides long. Its product is annotated as di-N-acetylchitobiase. Gene Ontology annotation, cellular component: extracellular region. Gene Ontology annotation, molecular function: chitinase activity; chitin binding. The record is from RefSeq and is a predicted model, not a curated record. Gene Ontology annotation, biological process: carbohydrate metabolic process; chitin catabolic process. NCBI's taxonomy places the organism in Eukaryota, Metazoa, Echinodermata, Echinoidea, Camarodonta, Strongylocentrotidae. Bases 133 to 1341 code for a protein of 402 amino acids. The transcript has 7 exons.